AUGUCACAUACUACAGGAACAUCUGACAAGGACGUCUACAGUUCGUUGCAUAUCGUGUCCAACAUGAACCUAACAGACCACACCUCAAGUGUCAGUGCGGAGACACCGAAACAAUGGAGACUCUUCUCAGAGACAGGGGUUCGGUUGACGUUUGGUUUGUCUUCGCCGCAAGAAAGGAGAAGACUGACUCGGAUGUUGGCGUCAGUGCUCACCGCUCUGCGCUCUCGCGCUACAAGGGUUUCGAUGAAGGGCUUAAGCUACAUCAAGAGCAAGCGUGACAACAACGACACCUGCGACUACGGCGAGGAUUGUGAGGACGAUGAGGAUGAUGAUGAUGGUGGUAACUAUGAGGAGGAUGAUAGCUCUGAGGAGCAUGAAGAAGAUAUGGAGGAGGAUGAACAGACGGAUACCUACGAUGUCGACAAUGACGCCUUCGCCGGUAGACCGAUGUCGCCAUCGCCAACUCUUUUUACCCAAAGAGAGCAGACCCGCGCUACUGAUGAUACUCCUCCUGGAUUUCAAGCUGGCAACUGCCUGCGUCCUUCUCUCGUACACUUACACAGUCGAGGUAAAGCUUUCCGCCGAGGCGAAUCAAUGUGCAGUUUGCGUGAUCGAGGAUACCGCUGA
Messenger RNA from Gamsiella multidivaricata, 627 nucleotides. RefSeq lists its product as uncharacterized. NCBI's taxonomy places the organism in Eukaryota, Fungi, Mortierellomycota, Mortierellomycetes, Mortierellales, Mortierellaceae. The coding region runs from base 1 to 627 and encodes 208 amino acids. The transcript is spliced from 2 exons. The record is from RefSeq and is a predicted model, not a curated record.